AUGCACCACAUCAAAGAAUCGACAGAAGGGGUGCUGAAGCCUCGCACGCAUCGCAUCCUCGUGCUCGAAGGCGAUUACAGUGGGCCCGAAGUCAUGGCUGAAGGACUCAAAAUCCUGACGGUGGUACAGGAGUAUUGCUCCAAUACUGUGCACUUCGAGCUCGAGCAUGAGCUAAUCGGUGGAGCUUCAUUCGACGCGGUCGGCGAGAAUGUUAGCGCACAAGUCUUGACCCAGGCGGCGGAGGCUUCGGCGGUGCUGCUCGGCGCCGUGGGUGGCCCGAAAUGGAUGGACCAUCCUGUGCCCGUGGAGAUGGGCCUUGGGAGGCUGCGGAGGAGCAUGCAAGCCUUUGCGAAUGUCCGACCCAUCCGGCUGACCUCGCCUGUGCUCGCAGAGUGCUCAUCGCUCAAGACCGAUGUGUGCACGGGGACUGAUGUGGUGGUGGUGCGCGAGCUGACCGGUGGUAUGUACUUUGGCCGCAAGGAGGAAGCCUUCGACAACAACGGGCUGCGUGCGUCCGAUGUGGACGAGUACACUCGCGCCGAGAUUGAGCGUGUGGUCCGAAUGGCAGGCACGAUGGCCUCGACUCACUCCCCGGCCUUGCAAGUCACCAGCGUCGACAAGGCUAAUGCGCUUGCUUGCUGUGGUCGUUUCUGGCGCUCCGUCGCUUCGGACGUAUUGGCGCGCGAGUUCCCGGCGGUGCCCGUGCAGCACAUGCUCGUCGAUAGCGCAGCCAUGGUACUGGCCAUGACUCCGCGCCGUCUGAAUGGAGUGGUUGUGACGAGCAACAUGUUUGGCGAUAUCCUGAGCGACGUAGCCAGCGCCGUACCCGGCAGCAUUGGCUUACUUCCCAGCGCCAGUCUAUGCGAUAUUCCACGAGGCGACCAUACGCCAGUGCGUGGCUUGUACGAGCCUAUCCACGGAUCGGCGCCAGACUUAGCGGGCAAGGGCAUUGUCAACCCUCUGGGUAUGAUUCUCAGCGUGGCUAUGAUGUGUCGAUACUCGCUCGCUUUGCCUCGCGUAGCCGACGACAUCGAGACUGCUGUCGGGAGUGUGCUCGAUCGUCGCAUCUUGACUGCCGAUCUCGGCGGCACUACGUCGACAAGUCGAAUGGGCGACGCUGUUGCCGCGGCGCUAAGGGAGGUGUGGUCAACGACUUGA
Zymoseptoria tritici IPO323 is the source of this 1158-nucleotide messenger RNA. RefSeq lists its product as uncharacterized. Gene Ontology annotation, cellular component: cytosol. Gene Ontology annotation, biological process: L-leucine biosynthetic process. Gene Ontology annotation, molecular function: magnesium ion binding; NAD binding; 3-isopropylmalate dehydrogenase activity. The transcript is spliced from 3 exons. NCBI's taxonomy places the organism in Eukaryota, Fungi, Ascomycota, Dothideomycetes, Mycosphaerellales, Mycosphaerellaceae. The record is from RefSeq and is a predicted model, not a curated record. Bases 1 to 1158 code for a protein of 385 amino acids.